AUGUCUACUUCUCCCUCGCAUAAGGGUUCGUACAGGCCUUUGGGGGGCCAAUAUAGUGAAGAGAAAAAUGACUUUUCCACUUCUACAACUUCCUUGCCGGACUCAUCCUCUACUUGCACAAUUCAGUCCUCUUCGCCGAAAGAAGAAUUCAAAGUGAUUGAUUCCGAAUCCCAGGCCCCGUCUUCUCCCUCCUCCAAUUCUCCUUCCCGUUUGAAGAUCUUCUUUGCCAUAUCAUCUCAAAUCUUUUUUGCAAUCCUCGUCACCAUCUUGAAUAAGCAAGCCCUCAAUGUGGUGCGAGCUCCUCUGUUCAUGCUUUCUCUCCAAAUGGCCUUCACGGCCAUGAUGGUCAAAAGCUACUGGCGUUUUUCUUCCAAUGCCUCGCAAACUCUCGAUCUUUCUUCGGUGAAGCAAUUGAAAAAGUUCAUAUUCGUAAAAAUCCUGGGCAUCGUAUGCAAAACGUACUGUCUCUCAUUUGUGCCGGUCUCGUUUUACCAAAUAUCCCGCGGAUUGCUUUUGCCCUUUACGAUUUUGCUUUCCUACUUGCUGCUUCACCAAAAGACACACGCUUUUCCUCUCGUUGGAUGCUUUUUUGUCAUGCUUGGGUUUGUUUUUGGCGUCCAGUUUGAACAACACGUUCCCGCCAUUGGGAUCGUAUUGGGCAUCUGGAGCUCGUUGACCACGGCCAUCGAGUCGGUCGCUGUGAAGCACUACGUUCACGAGUUUCCCACAUUUGAUCUCAUUUAUAUAUUUGCAACGUAUAUGUCUGGCUUUUGUUUUUUUCUUUCCGUUUUCUCUCUUGAACUUUACAGCGUCGUUCAAACCGUGAAUGGAGCGCAGGUAGCCAAGUUUUCACUGAUCCUCCUUGCAUCCUCUUGCUCCAACUUUUAUUUAAACAUUGCAACCUUUACCCAAAUCAAAGUCACCUCUCCCGUUUCGUACAUGAUUUCUGUUGCUACCCGCGGCGUUCUCCAGACGCUUUUUGCUGUCGCCUUUUUACGAGAAACUCUUUACAUGAAUCGCAUUUAUGGUGUCGUACUCAUUCUCGGAGGUACCACCCUUUACACGCUUGCAAAGGAACGCGAACGCCGUCUGGCAAACUAUAUUUGA
Schizosaccharomyces osmophilus is the source of this 1107-nucleotide messenger RNA. RefSeq names its product Golgi phosphoenolpyruvate transmembrane transporter Pet1 (gene pet1). The record is from RefSeq and is a predicted model, not a curated record. The transcript has a single exon. Gene Ontology annotation, cellular component: Golgi apparatus. NCBI's taxonomy places the organism in Eukaryota, Fungi, Ascomycota, Schizosaccharomycetes, Schizosaccharomycetales, Schizosaccharomycetaceae. The coding region runs from base 1 to 1107 and encodes 368 amino acids. Gene Ontology annotation, biological process: protein O-linked glycosylation via fucose; GDP-fucose import into Golgi lumen. Gene Ontology annotation, molecular function: antiporter activity.